UUUUCUCUUCUCAUUCUUCAGCUUCCAACGAAAAAUGUUAACUUUUCUUCUCUGAUCAUCAUUUUCUUUCUCAAUUUUGUAGAAUAAAGAUUUUGGGUUUCUUUGUUUUUUCUUCAAUUGUUGUUUUUUGUUGUUGAUUGUUGAUGAUCAUGAUGGAGAAUUGUUCAAGAAAUGGGUUUCAUGAUUUCAAAAUGUCUUCAAGAAAAGCUGAAGAAGCAGCUUUGAGACGUUAUGAAGCAACCCAAUGGCUUGAAAACCAAGUGGGUCCUCUUGGAAUAUCAAAUCAACCUACAGAGAGAGAACUUGUUUCUUGCUUGAGAAAUGGUCUCAUUCUUUGUAAAGCCAUUAACAAGAUUCAUCCUGGAGCAGUACCUAAGGUUGUUGAUACUCAAGUGCCAUUACAACAAUCACUUGCUUGGGAUUCUCAGCCUUUACCUGCCUAUCAGUAUUUUGAAAAUGUGCGCAAUUUUCUCAACGCGGCUGAUGAAUUAAAGCUUACGGCUUUUGAAGCUUCUGAUCUUGAGAGGGAAAGUGUAGAGAAUGGUUCUGCAGGAAAAAUUGUUGAUUGUAUUCUAUCACUUAAAUGGUUUCAUGAGUCGAAGCAGAUGAGCAAUCAAAGUGGAUCCAGCAAACGCUCAAAAUCUCCUUUAGUUUUGCAAUCAAUCAAUAGAUUGCAACAAAAAGCCACUACUGCAUUACCCUCUGAUGCAUGUAGGCGUUUGGAUUUGUCUGCAACAUCGGAAAUAAAGCCUCCUGCUGAGAGUAAUGUUCAAAAACAAGAAGCAGAAACUGUGGAGUCACUUGCCAAGAUACUCGUUGACCGCAUGCUUGACGCCAAAGAAAAUAUUGAUGGAAAGCUUUUUCCUUCUCUUCACAAUGGAGACCUGUCUUUACUGCAGGACCGAAUAGGCCUAUUUAAUCAGAUUUUGACUGGCUGUUGUGGGGAACAGCCAUCUAUGAAGUUCCCUGAGUUGCUCCGAAAGAAUUUUAAAAAAGAAGGGAGUAGCUUACCACCUCAUUUCACUUCCAAACCUACGGAAUCAGACACUUCCUCUGCACGUCAAAAUCCCAAGUGUUACAGAGCUUGCUCUGGAAAGUGCACUUGCAACCACAAGCAUCUCAUAGAUAUACAGAAAAAAGAACUUCGGGAUCUCAAAGCAUUGAAGUUGAAAAUUAAGAAUGAGGUUGAAGAGAUGCAAUCACAGUUUCAGAGAUUUUUCAAUGAUAUAGGUUGUCAAGUUAAUGAGAUGUCAACCAAAGCUCUUGGCUAUCAAAAAGUAGUUGAAGAGAACAGAAAACUAUACAACAUGGUCCAAGAUUUGAAAGGCAACAUUCGAGUAUACUGCAGAAUCAGACCUACAUUUAGGGCUGAAUCCAAGACUGUAACUGAUUUCAUUGGGGAAGACGGUUCUCUGUGCAUUUUAGAUCCAUCAAAAACACUAAAAGAUGGAAGAAAACUGUUUCAGUUUAAUCGGAUUUUUGGUCCUACAGCUGGCCAAGAUGAGGUUUAUAGGGACACUCAACCAUUAAUUAGAUCAGUGAUGGAUGGAUACAACGUUUGUAUUUUUGCUUAUGGUCAAACUGGAUCUGGGAAGACUCACACAAUGAGUGGUCCUUCAGGUGGAACAUCCAAGGAUAUGGGGAUCAAUUAUCUGGCUCUUAAUGAUUUGUUUCAAAUGUCUAGUGAAAGGAAGGACAACAUAAAGUAUGAAAUUUAUGUCCAAAUGGUCGAGAUUUACAAUGAACAAGUAAGAGAUCUACUUGCAGAGGACAAAACAGAAAACAAAUUAGAGAUCCGGAGCUGCAACGAUGAUGGUUUGAGCCUUCCUGAUGCUAGAUUGCGGUCAGUGAACUCUACAACGGAUGUUAUGACCCUCAUGAAACUUGGAGAGGUUAACCGUGCUGUCAGUUCUACUGCAAUCAACAAUAGGAGUAGUCGUUCACACAGUGUACUUACUGUGCAUGUUAGUGGCAAAGAUACAUCUGGGAACUGCAUUCGCAGUUGCCUUCAUUUAGUAGACCUUGCCGGAAGUGAAAGAGUAGACAAGUCUGAAGUCACAGGAGAUAGACUAAAGGAAGCGCUAUACAUUAACAAGUCUCUUUCCUGUUUGGGAGAUGUGAUCACAGCACUGGCUCAGAAGAAUUCUCACAUUCCUUACAGGAACAGCAAACUCACACUUCUUUUGCAGGACUCCUUAGGUGGACAUGCUAAAACAUUGAUGUUUGCGCAUGUGAGUCCCGAAUCAGAUUCCUUUGGUGAAACAGUGAGUACUCUGAAGUUUGCUCAGAGGGUUUCCACUGUGGAACUUGGGGCAGCCCGGAUGAACAAAGAAACCAGUGAGGUUAUGCAACUUAAAGCACAGGUUGAGAACCUUAAGAUUGCAUUGGCAAACAAGGAAAACUCAAAACCGUUCAGUAGAACUAAAGAAUUCGACACUCCGCUAGAAAAAACUCCGCUGCGCCCACGGAGACUUAGUAUUGAGAAUUACAGCGUAAUAAAGACCAACAAACCUGUGAAAGCUGAUGAUAAAAGUGGAGCCAAAUCACCUUCGUACAUAGCCCGUUCAAGAAGACUAAGCUUGGAAGGUCCAAGAACUGUCAAAAAAGCACCAGCAUGUGUAAACAAAACUUUACAGUUUGAGCCAAUCUUUCAACAGAAAGAUUGUCCACUGCAAGAUCCAGAAGCUGUGUCGAAGCUAAAUGGCCAAUUAAGCAAUGGCAAUUCCAGGUCAGAGUUGCAUGUCAAAGCUCCUCCAAGUCCUACGAACAUGUAUCAGAAGAGGUGUAUUAAAGUUGAUACUGAAAUCCAAAUUCACCCUCUUGAUCUACCUCAAACAUCUGAAGAGCUAGAUAAAAAUGAUUCAAACAGAAUUGUGCCAAGUGACAUUGCUGAUUCCAUAACAGCUAAGGGGAUAGGUAGUACAAAUGGAAAAGGGUCCCAGUUUAGAAGAUCCCUGAGAACAAUUGGGAAACUGAUUAAUGGACCUGAUAAGAAAAACCAACAAAUUAUGGUUGAAGUGAAGUCACCUGUAAAGGGAAGCAGCGCUCAUGGAAGUCAGAUAAAGUCGCCAAUAGCAGCCAGUGAGAGGCCAAAAAGGAGACAAUCUUUAACAGGAAUACCAUCCGGGCCUAACAAUUCGCGGAGGUCUUCUCUUGGAGGGAAGCCUGUCCCAGCAGCCUAUGAGCCAGAGAGAAAUGCUAGAACGCCUCCUCCCGUUCGUUCAGAAAGCAAGACUUCAAAAAGGUGGCUAUAGACAACAGGUGCUUUUACUUGAAGCACACCAACAAGGCUAGAACUGACUCUAGUUUAGGACAGGCUCCAAUUUUGUUGGAGUUUUUGUUUUCACAUUAACAAAGAUGCGCCUUUGUUUUUUUUAUAGAAAUAGGGGGAGGGAGAUUUGAAGUGAAAAAUUGCAAGGGAGUCGGUGUAGAUACUAAAUAUAAAAUUUCAAGGAGGCUCUCUACCUUAUUUUUCUAAAGGGGGGUUCUUGUAAUAAUUGUGACAAAUAAACACAAAUUGAAAUUUUAAAUUUGUCAUUUUAACAUGAUGCAGGGUUAAUGAGCAAUAAUUCUCAAUGCAAAUGUUACAAAUUA
Medicago truncatula (barrel medic) is the source of this 3594-nucleotide messenger RNA. Its product is annotated as kinesin-like protein KIN-14L. Bases 144 to 3254 code for a protein of 1036 amino acids. The transcript is spliced from 19 exons. The record is from RefSeq and is a predicted model, not a curated record. Gene Ontology annotation, biological process: microtubule-based movement. NCBI's taxonomy places the organism in Eukaryota, Viridiplantae, Streptophyta, Magnoliopsida, Fabales, Fabaceae. Gene Ontology annotation, cellular component: microtubule cytoskeleton. Gene Ontology annotation, molecular function: ATP binding; microtubule binding; microtubule motor activity.